AUAGUGAAACAUUGAUUUGACAAAAACAGAUAACAUCGAUUUGGUCGCCCGACGUCCUGUGCUUCUUACUAGUGCAGUCUUCUUACGGAUUCCGAAGUUUAAUCAAAAAAAUCUUAAAAUGCUUGCUUCACGACCCAUUAUUUCCCGUUUAAUGCAACAGACUGUUCGCCGCUACCAUGCUGGACAUGACUUCAAGCCACCCAGUAUGGAUGAGCUGCCCGUACCUCAAGGAUCUUGGCAGGCACAAUAUGAUGCUAACCAGCGUCGCUACAACUCCAUCCUCCUCUUCGGAAUUGCUUUCAGUGUGGGAUCUGUGAUCCUUGCAAAAGCAUCAGGACUUCUUUACCUUAACUACGCUCCACCAAAAUCUUUGGAUUAAACAUUGUUAACUUGUUUGAAAUGUGAUUUAAUGGCUAGUUAAUUUAAAUAUAGUGUUUAAAAUAUUA
This is a messenger RNA of Vanessa atalanta (red admiral), 446 nucleotides long. RefSeq lists its product as uncharacterized. Bases 119 to 379 code for a protein of 86 amino acids. The transcript has 3 exons. Lineage: Eukaryota; Metazoa; Arthropoda; Insecta; Lepidoptera; Nymphalidae. The record is from RefSeq and is a predicted model, not a curated record.